Molecule: messenger RNA, 2313 nt
Organism: Chlamydomonas reinhardtii
Lineage: Eukaryota; Viridiplantae; Chlorophyta; Chlorophyceae; Chlamydomonadales; Chlamydomonadaceae
Exons: 9
Coding region: 173-1963 (596 amino acids)
Source: RefSeq, a predicted model, not a curated record
GUUACAUUGCUGUUGCUAAUCUGUGUCCCGUGGUGAAGCGACUGAACAAGCGGCGAACGCGCCCAACUCCCACAGCUGCCGUUUCUUUCCAAGCCAUAAAUACAUACUAGCAGCUCAGCGGUUGAUACGUACAGCUACAUUUACUCAUGCCCGCACCUUUCCCAAGGACCGAAUGACCGAUGUCGCGGACUGGUUCCGCUCGCUGCGCGGGCGCAAAAAGGCGCCCUGCGCGGAAAGUCCCGGACGGACUGCGGCAACAGCGGCCCGUGCUUCCAUUGAUGUGCCGAACCUGAAGGUCACGGUGCACGAGCUCAUAGCUAAAUUCGACCGGCUGAAGUUGGUGCGCCGGCAACGCAAGGGGAAUGCCGGCGUUGACGCUGCUGCUGCCGCCAGCAGUGGUGCUGCCAGGCGCGUCGACGGCUUGGCUCAGGAGCCGCCACCGCCGGGCGAUGAUGGUGACGUUGAUAGUUGGUCGGGUGAUCGGGCUUCAGUCUCGUCAGCCUCCACCGCCUUUUACUCGGCCGCGGAGCUGGCACUGGAGGACGCUGAGGCAGUCAGCGACCCCAAUGCGGACUGGGCGGACGGCCUGGUUGUGCGGGUGCACUCGGCAGAGUCCCUGUUGCCCUCUGCCCUGACGUCGGCCGCGAGCCAAAACCGCAGCAGCAGGGCAGCACUGCUGCCGCCCAUUGCCCCGGGCCGGCGUAGGGACGGCAGCUUCGUGCUGACUCCUGCCAUGGGAAGUGGCGCUGAGGCGGCGGCCGCGGCGGGCGCAGCGCCGUCCAGUGCGGCGCGGAGGGGGCUGCACCCGCCCUCCAAGCUGAAUGCCCUCUUACCCUCCCGGGCGCACGGGCCACAUGGUUUCAGCAGGAGGGCGCCCGGACCCGGGCGGGCGCCUGACGCGCCGUCAGCGGCGUCGGCAAUACCGGCUGCAGGUGCCGCAACAACGGCAGCGAUUGCGGCGGGUGGAACGGCAGCGUUGCCCGCGGCGACGGGUGUGAUGGGCCUUGUGCCUCAGGCCGGGGCGGCGCCUGCCGAAGCCAAGGGUGCUGUGGCCGUCGCCAGCCGCGACGAGGUGCUGGUGCAGGCGGCCGACCUGUAUCUGGUGCAGGGCCGGCCGGGCCCCGCAUACGAGGCACUGAGCCGGUACUGCAAGGACGCCGACGUACCGGACGCCAGCCUGGCGCCGGACCUGGAUCAGCGCGGACUCCCAGACAUGGAUGCGCUGGCGCAGGUCGUGAGCGACCUAGGGACAGGACUUGCGGACCUGCAGUCUGACGCCGGGUGGCAGGUGGUGCGGGACAGUGACUUCAAGCUUAUGUACAAGCACGACAGCAAGCUCCACUGCUUCCGCGCGCGGUGCACCCUUGAUGCGCCUACUGAGCAAAUCACGGCUGUCGUCCGGGAGAUCGACAUGAUGCCAACUUGGAACUCGUACUGCACCAUGGCAGAGGUGCUGCGAGUGCGAAGCAUGAUUGACGUUGCGGCCUAUAUUGCGGUCUGGAUGCCGUGGCCGUUCGAGGCGGUGGGGCUGCUGGUGGCUGCCAGCGGUGCAGACAUGUACGACGAGGCGGGCUGCCUGGCCAUUUCCUUUAGCACGCCCGAAAAGGACGACCCCAACCUGCCGCUGCCAGCGGCCGCGGCCAAGCACCGCAAGAUGCGUGUGCUGCACCCCAGCUGCAUGUCAUUGCGGCCGCUGGCAGCCAAGGCGCCGGGCGGGCCGCAGCGCACCGAGGCGGCUGUGGAGAUGUAUGUGGAUCCCGGCAUCUCCGUGCCCUCCUUCAUCAUCAGCUUCGUGCUCAAGGUGCUCAGCCCCUUCGUGUUUGGGGCCGUGCAGAAGCUGCUGGCCUCGGCCUUCAAGGCGGCGGACGGUCCGCUGCCCUCACGCAUGCGCCAGCGGCCCGAGCUGUACGGACUGGUAGAGCGGCGUACAGAAGCUUACAUCGCGGCACACGCGCAGGGGUAGCGGUGGCAGUGCUGGGAGCGCUUUACGAGCAACUUGGUCGGGUUGGCGGUGUCGCAGAGGCGUGGGAGCAGCGUGCCGUGGCUGGCGUGGAUGAGAGAUGGGGCACGUGCACGGUUUAUGAGCUCAGAAGCCUGCUAAAUUAGUUAUGCUUUCUGUACACUACACCCACGUGGCAAAUAAAUAGCACUGGCGUAACCAGACGCUUCGUCAUAGAGCAUGCAGCUCGCACUCAGGGACGACCCCUUUCUGCCUUGCUUUUAAGCAUCACCUAAAUUGCACGAGAUGUAGUUUGCAAUGUGAAUAACAAAUGAUGCGCUUUCAGGGACAGUUUAGUUUGCACCAGGGCUGUG